AUGAACCCACUUGACGAAGCGAAGGUUGUCUCUGACGGGCACCCGCGGGAGGGCGACAACCAAGAGUACCUCGACGAAGUGGCAGCGAUGGUGGCUGUCAAUUCGCGCCAAAUGAGGAAUCUUGCCGCUGGCUUUGCCCCAAGGCGAAGUGCUCGAGGAACCAAGCGUGCGCGCAGUCAGGUAUCUCCGUUUAGCAAACCUUGGCCUUCCGGCUGCCUAGCGAGGAGCCCGUGGUUGACGCCGUGGCACCUAAGUCCUUGCCCGAUGAGGUUCUACCUGACGCGCCAGCUCAAGAGACUCAAGGCUGACAGAAGUCUAUUUGGGAGUUCAGCUUCCAGUCCUCCAUUCUAUUGUUGGUUCGUUGAGUUUGAGGAUGCAGACCCUGGGACUGAGGAUGAUGACGAUGCUACUUUCGCCGGAGCAGAUGCCGAUUCCGCCUCCGAUCGAUGA
Messenger RNA from Ilyonectria robusta, 450 nucleotides. RefSeq lists its product as uncharacterized. The transcript has 3 exons. The coding region runs from base 1 to 450 and encodes 149 amino acids. NCBI's taxonomy places the organism in Eukaryota, Fungi, Ascomycota, Sordariomycetes, Hypocreales, Nectriaceae. The record is from RefSeq and is a predicted model, not a curated record.